AUGAUCGAGCUCGACAGUACGACACAAGCAUACGCAUGCGGGCAGACCGCAAAGUGGGAAAAUCGCCAAACUUUUGAGGAGCGACAGGUCGUGGGCCAGGAAACAUGUCGAAGCCUAGCUGCUGCAGCGUCAAAUGCGGCUGCUAGCAUGCCAAAUUUGAGCACCUUCAUCAUCCUGGAUGCUGAAAGCAGUUAUGACAGACCUCUUGGCGUCGACAUGCUUCGCGUGCGAGAUGUUAUACGUAACCAAACGACCACGUUUCCUCUAUUCAAAGUUGAUAUGUCCCGGGAUAAGGACGCUCUGAUCGCCCGAAACGUCCUAAGAAAGCUCCCCGACGUCGAUGCCGGCAAUGAUAUCGUUGGGAAUAUCGCAGCAGUGGAGGUUUAUGCCAAGGGAGGUGUCUGGGGCAAUACAACAAGUGGCAGUCGGCUGCCCAUAUGUCUCAAGAACGAACCGGAAGCCCAUCGCCACCACUGGAGCAGUGAGUUGCCAUACAUGACGAAAGAGCAAUUCCUUGGGCUACCAGAACUGUUGAAUGUCAAGUUUUGGAGCAUGGAGAAGAAAGCAGGGAAGCAACUUGUACAAGCUCGCAUUCAAGAUGGGGUGGUCGACCUCGAGCCGUUGGUCAGGGACACCUACGAGUCGCCGCCACCCUCUGGUGAUGACGAAGAUGUUUUCGAUGAAAGUGAUCUUGAAUCGGGCUACGGCGAUCCCGAUUUUUGA
Molecule: messenger RNA, 723 nt
Organism: Cyphellophora attinorum
Lineage: Eukaryota; Fungi; Ascomycota; Eurotiomycetes; Chaetothyriales; Cyphellophoraceae
Exons: 1
Coding region: 1-723 (240 amino acids)
Source: RefSeq, a predicted model, not a curated record